CUUUUAUGUUAUGAGAAAAAUUUUGUUAUUUAUUCACUCCUUUAGCUUCAAUUUGCAAUUCAUCAAGAUGGCGGAUAAGCAGCAAACUUAGAAUAAAAUGUGGGAAAAAGUCAUUUCAUUGAUUGUUUUGGUCAGUUUAGCUGUUGGUACAGGUUUGAAUCAGUUUUAAAUCGGUUUUAAUUCACACCCAUAAUGGAAACAUCUGAACCAGAUGUGCGACUCCGAAAAUCCACGAGAGACACAAAACGUCCUGAGAGGUUCAGAGACUAUAUCGUAUCAGAUGAGCAAAGUACUGGACGACAAAUAGAGCAUGAAAAAGAAAAAAUUGCUCGAAAAGAACAAGAACUGUUAACUAAGUUACAAAUGAAAAGGCAAGCUCUUGAUCAAACCUUGUCCGAAUUCGAAACCUACACACACACCCCUGCCGGGUCACAGAAAUCAUCACAACCAGACAUGGGAGCAAAGCCAAAAAUUCCUAUCAAAAAACCCAGACAAACUAGAGACAAUUCAUCCAGAACCAAGAUGCAAACAAAGACUAAAGAACCUGAACCACAACAUAACAGCACCAACGAGAGAAGUCUGCAGAAACAUAGCAGAUCCACAAACAAAACAUCUAGGAGAGAUCCUCUUGAUGGUCUACUAUAUCAAGUAGGCAGGUACCUUGGAAAUGACUUGACAGCACUAAGAGUCAAUCUUGAAAUAGAUCACUCAGAACUGGACAAUAUAAUAGCCAGUAAUCCACACUCUGCCCAGAACUGGGGCUAUAGCAUGUUGCUGGCUUGGUCAAAAAGGCAAGAAGGAGACAGUGAGGACACCAAGAAGCAACUCACUGUUGCAUUAAGAAAUAAACACGUAGGGAGGAAUGACCUUGCUAAGUUGUGUGAACAAACCAAAGUUAGGAAGGUUGCAGCUGACAGGGAUAAAACGGAGGACUGUCUUACUUACGUAGAUGAAAAUUCAAAAGGGAGAAGUAAACUAAACAAAAAUGAGAAAAAGCUUUCAUUAAGAAAGGAAGGAGUGCAGAGCUUUGGAGAAGUUCAAGAUAAAUCAAUAUUUACACAUUCUGGUGUUCAUAGCAUCAAAAUGAUGAUAUUGAUUCGACGACAGUAUGAAGAAAGAAAACAUCAGUUUGGAGGUCCUGACCAACUACAAAUACCAACACUUGUAAAAACAAAAAAGAGCUGGAAUUUGGGUUCGAUAGGUGGAUGCGCUAUUUUCAGAUUUCCAAAUGGUCAACAAAUUUCUUAUGCUCUUACUGCACAACAUGUUGUGAAAUAUAUCAAUUG
This is a messenger RNA of Owenia fusiformis, 1286 nucleotides long. The record is from the annotation of a GenBank genome assembly. Lineage: Eukaryota; Metazoa; Annelida; Polychaeta; Sabellida; Oweniidae.